UAGCGGUUUUGGAGAAAACUGCUGGACGUUCGGACAGACGGACAGACAGACGGAUGCACCUAGGCCGACAAUAUGGCCCCACACUAUGUGGUGGGGACAUAAAAAGAAGAUAUAUUACACUAAAAUGUUUAAACUGGUGAUGUUUCUUUGUAAAUUAUUAACCGAUUGAAUUUUAACUGCAUAAACAAAUGUUUGCCAUCCUUUUAGUGUUUACUACAUAUCCAUUGAAUAAUUCUAGUUUAGAGUUAAAAAACUUACAAAACAAUUCUUUGAAAUGUAAUAUGUGGAUGCGAGCAUAGCUUUAAAAUGAGAUUACGAGUGAGAAGAUUUAGAUAUUUCAUCAUAUGCAUGAUCGUGGUUUCAAUAUAUGUGUUGGGUCAGAUUUUCAUCAAUGUUAACAUUAAAAAACAUGAACUGGAUCACGUCAUACUGCAUUCAAACUAUAAUGUCUCACUUGGACAAAAUCAAUUGAAGAAUCAAGAACUGAACAUACAGAAGACCAAUGCAAAUGAGAUAAGACAGUAUGACCUCCGAGUGAUAGUUCUCACGGGAAGCCGUGGGAGCUCUUUACAAAUCUGCUUGGAUUCACUCAACAAUGCGACAUACAAUGGUGAUCAAAUAUUACUAGAGAUCUGGAUAGACAGAGACAAGAAAAAUCAGCUGGACCAAAAUGUAUUCGAAGUCGCUGACAAGUUUAAGUUUAUUCAUGGUAAAAAGGAAUUGAAGGUCCAUCCUGAGCAUGCAGGGAUACACAAGCAAUGGAUUGAUACUUGGACACCCCCUGAAGAUAAUAAAGAAAUCGGACUCAUUUUGGAAGAUGACAUUGAUGUAUCGAAAUAUUUCUACACCUGGUUGAAAAAAGCGUAUGCCAUUUAUGGCACAAGGUCAGAUGUGGCAGGAAUAGGACUUUCAACCGUUAUGCCAGAUUACUUGGCAUCAACUAAAAUCAAAGCAUGUAAUGACAGGAAAAGACAUAAAAAUGCUGAACACUGCGAAGUAAGGGCGCCAUUGUCACAAACCAUAUACAUGUAUAGAAUAGCUACAACUUGGGGAUUUGCACCUAAUCCUAUCAGCUGGCGAAAAUUCCAAAAAUUUUAUCAUGAGGAAAAAAAGUCUACACAUUUCAAGCCAAAUGUACCAGGUAUCCGCCAUACACAAUGGUAUGCUAAAUAUGGUGAAACAAUGUGGUCAAUAUGGCAUGUGUAUCAUAUGUACAUCAACAAACUUUAUUGCAUAUUUCCCAAUCUGCCAAAAUAUCAAAAAUUUGGUAACCAUCGGAAGGAAGCAGGGGACCAUACUACGAAGUGGACGCAUGAAUAUUGGGCAAAAAGUCAAUAUAACACAAUGGUGAAAACAUGGAAUGAAACAUUUCUAGAUAUGCCCUUAUAUCCAGCUAAAGUAGACUACGAUGGAACACUAAAAUAUUAGAAAUUGUAUCUUGACAUUACUUAACCAGUCUCAUGUGAACAAUAGGAUGAAUAAAUGUGCAUAAUAAGGAUUGUGUAUAUAGGCUUUCAGGUUUGAAAAAGGAAGGAAUAUGGGUUUUAUUCUUUAGGACACUAUGAUAAUUAUCAAGAGAAGUAACAUCAACCAUUGACCAAAAGUAGAAGGAAAAAAUAAAUUGACAGAAUAUGAAAAAAUUUGUUAUUGUGAAAGUCAAUAUCAUACUAUCCUAUAAGUAUCAAUUCAUAUUUCAUUAUCAAAAAAAUAUGCGUGACAGGGGAUCCAAUAUUAGAUUUGGUGGUUGUAUCAGUCAUAUUUAAUCAGUCAUAUUCAUGACAAUAUACAAUAAAUGCAUAUCCAAGUUGUUUUAUCUGAUUUAUAAUAGUGUCAGAACAGCACAGUAAUGUUGACAAUACAGAUGUAACAAACGUGGUAAUGUAGAACUGCUGUGUAGAGCAACAAUUCCCUCUAAUGAUACUCAUUAAUAACAUUGUCUACAUGCCAGAUCAUGGUUGAGUGAGAAUGUGGAUCAUAGCUAUUCUAGUGCUGUGCCACAUAAAUUUUAAUUCAAAUCAAG
Owenia fusiformis is the source of this 2020-nucleotide messenger RNA. Lineage: Eukaryota; Metazoa; Annelida; Polychaeta; Sabellida; Oweniidae. The record is from the annotation of a GenBank genome assembly.